AUGCCGACAAAUACAUCUUCUCCAAAUUCAUCUACAGGUAAUCAAGUCAAAGACCCUGCAAGCAACAAUGAAUUGAGUAAACCUGAGAAAAAACCGACCACUAAUCCUGAAGCUAUAUAUGAGUUCGCAUUUCUUAUGGAUCCAUUCUUAAGAUGUACAUUAUUCAUCUACAGCUGGGUAUUUUAUUUUGCAAUUGAAUUCUUGAAGUGCCGUUUUAGCAUUUAUAGAGUAGCAACAAGAUCGUUUAUAGUGUUUUUUAUGGAGCUAGAAAAGAAGGGAAGACGAGUCGUUCUAUUGACAUAUUUUGCACAAGCCACGGUGUUUUUGUUAUUGUUGUUUAUGUUCUUAAAUUAUUAUUUAUCGCGAGGAGCUACACUUUCUAGGAAGGUACUAAAAUCUACAAAUUUGAAAGGGAAGGUCGCUAUUGUUACAGGUGGAUACAGUGGGAUAGGACUUGAGACAGUAUUCCAGUUACUUAAAUGGAAUUGUAAAGUAGUGAUAUUUGGACGUGACAAAACUAGAGCAACUAACGCAAUUGAGAGAAUGAAGUCAACCAAAUCAUUUGACGAAAAUAACUUAUACUUUAUUGAAAUGGAUCUUGACAACUUAACAUCGGUCAAAAAUGCAGCCUCUUCAUUUUUAAAUAUGUUUGAUAGACUGGAUUUCCUUAUUAAUAACGCAGGAGUGUCGACCGGUCCUUUGAAAAACAAGAAUGGCUUAGAAUCAAAAUUUUCUACAAACUUUCUUGGUCACUUUUAUUUAACUAAUCUUCUACUUGAUUUGCUAAAAAAAACUGAAGGAAGGGUAAUAAGUCUUUCCAGCAUUGAGCAUUAUAUGUAUGACCCAAAAAAUGAUAAACUUUUUGAGACGAAAUCUACAACAUCACUUCAACUUGAUAAUAGAAACAACUACUACGCAAGGUCUAAGUUGUUUAUAAUUUGGUUUACACACGCAUUACAAAGAAGACUAAAGGCUGUAAAUAGUAAUGUGUUGUGUUUGACUGUACACCCAGGGAAAGUCUGGACAAAAAUGAAGAUUAAAUCAGUAAAGGACCAUUUAUGUUAUAUUCCUAAGAGGUUUUUACCUUACUUAACCAAAAGCCCAGCUUGCGGAGCUGCAACCACCCUGUAUCUGUGUAUAGCUCCAUCAAAUAUGUUGAUUCCUGGAGCAUAUUACUGUGAGUUAAAUGUCGGCCUCGUCAGAAGAACAGCUCAUGACGAGGAAAAUGAGGAGAAGCUAUGGAAUUUAGCAGAGGAAAUGGUCAAGAAUAAUUAA
Messenger RNA from Theileria annulata, 1275 nucleotides. Its product is annotated as short-chain dehydrogenase/reductase (SDR family member), putative. NCBI's taxonomy places the organism in Eukaryota, Apicomplexa, Aconoidasida, Piroplasmida, Theileriidae. The transcript is spliced from 5 exons. Bases 1 to 1275 code for a protein of 424 amino acids. The record is from RefSeq and is a predicted model, not a curated record.